This is a messenger RNA of Sycon ciliatum, 3335 nucleotides long. Its product is annotated as obg-like ATPase 1. Gene Ontology annotation, molecular function: ATP hydrolysis activity; GTP binding; ATP binding. Lineage: Eukaryota; Metazoa; Porifera; Calcarea; Leucosolenida; Sycettidae. Bases 107 to 1327 code for a protein of 406 amino acids. Gene Ontology annotation, cellular component: cytoplasm. The transcript has a single exon. The record is from RefSeq and is a predicted model, not a curated record.
GUCUGUUUACGUUUCUGGGAAGCAAUUACAAUAUUUUUAGUACGAGUACAGUAGUUUGCACAGCAACGAGCACUGACUGUAGUUGGCAAGAACGUUUCAGGUCACAAUGGAUGUGUUCCUCAGGCGUAAAUUAUGCAGAGGCAGGAGCGUGGCGCUCGCCUAUAUCCGAUUUGCUAGUCGUUCGUCCAAGAAAGGCGAUCAAGCAGCCGAGGAGAAGGUUACAUUUGGAAAGGUUGGCAACAGCUUGAAAUGUGGCGUGGUCGGCGUGCCCAAUGUAGGCAAAUCAUCCUUCUUCAACCUGGUCACCAAUGGCAAGGCGAAGGCGGAGAACUACCCGUUCUGCACGAUUGACCCCAACGACGGCAGAGUGGCCGUCCCGGAUGCCCGGCUGGACAAGCUGUGCGAGAUGUACAAGCCGCAGAAGCGCACGCCAUCCUACCUCCACGUGACCGACAUCGCCGGGCUGGUGAAGGGCGCGCACGAGGGCAAGGGGCUGGGCAAUGCGUUCCUGAAUCACAUCAGCGCCGUCGACGGCAUCUACCACCUGUGCCGAGGCUUCGACAGCAUUGACGUGUCGCACGUGGAAGGCACGGUGGACCCGGUACGCGACCUGGAGAUCAUCGCCCAGGAGCUGCGCCUCAAGGACCUGGAGUACCUGGAGACGCGGCUGCCGGGCCUGAAGAUGAAGAUCAAGAAGGACGCGGUGGCCAAGACCGAGUACGACACGCUACUCAAAGCGCACUCGUUUCUGGAGAACGGCACUGCGGACGUGCGCAAUGGUGAGUGGAGCGAGGCGGAAGUGCGUGCGCUCAACCCACACUUCCUUCUCACGGCGAAGCCGGCGAUAUACAUCCUGAACGUCAGCAAGGACGAGUACGUAGCCGGUGAGUACAAGUAUCUGAGUGCGGUGGAGGAAUACGUGGGCAGGCGCGACAGCGGGCGGCCGCUUGUCAUCCCGUUUAGCGUGCAGUAUGAGCAGGAGGUGCUGGACGGCGUGGAGGAGGCGCUCGCCGAAAGCGCUGUGCCCGCGGCGGUCCGCGCCGGCUUCCGCUGCCUCAACCUGAUCUCGUUCUUCACGGUCGGCGCGGACGAGGUGCGCGCCUGGCCGGUACACAUGCACUGCAAGGCGGCGCAGGCCGCGGGCCGCAUACACACCGACUUCGAGAAGACAUUCAUCCUGGCGGAGGUGUGCUCGUACGACGACGUCAUCCAGCACGGUGACGAGGCGGCAGUGAAGGCGGCCGGCAAGCAGCGGCGCCAGGGCAAGGAGUACAAGGUUGCCGAUGGCGACGUCAUGCAUUUCAAGUGCGGCUCCAGGAAGAAGUAGACGACGCCUGGGUAAUAGUAUGGCGGGUCGACGGCGACGUCGUGAUGAUGUCAUAGUAUACGUGUAGUGAUGUCACCAUGAUGUUAUGGCUGGCUGUUGGACUUGGCGGACCAUCGAAUGAAUGAUGUCACUGGGACAACAUGGUGUUGGAGGACCAUCGAACGGCAUGUCUUACAGGACAUUGUGGCAUGGCAGUCUUGCUCGCUUCCCAUGCGGCAGAGGAGCAUACCGUUAGGCGACCUGCUGGUCUGCUUCUGUUGCCUUGCCAAAACACUAGUGUCACAGAUGGUCUAAUGGGAUCAGUCAGCGAUGUGUGCUGAUCACCGCGCAGCCAAGUGGCGUAGGCAGAAUCAGAGCUGGCCAAUUUCAACGUGCGUUGACGGCGACCGGUUGUAUCCACCCGCAUGCAAGCUCAGCUCGCCAGGCCGGUAGAUCUACAGCCCACUGAUGUUGUUGCUGGGUGCCGUCUCGAGCUUAUGCCCGGAGGACGGCUGUGCUUGCUGCAGCGUGCCUGUGUGGAAGCGGCGUGCUGAUGCAUGUGCUCGCGGCCAGUACCACAACGUAGUGCACUCUAGACCUGUCCUGGAUGUCACUGGCGUGACUCGCGAGUUGCGCCUGCAGACACUGGUGCAUGCAGAAGCUAGUGUGAACUGCCAACGCCACAGCGUAUCUGUACAGUGGAGAUUUGGCUUGUUCACAAUUCGUGCACGCAAUUAGCACCUGCCGCAGCCUGCAGCUAGUGUGAACUCCCAACGCUACAGCAUAAUUAUGUGUACAGUGGAGAUUCGGCUUGCUUGCUCGCAAUGCAUACAUUCGUACAAUUAGCACCUGCCACAGCAGUGCAACAGAGCAGUGCGGCGCGCAGUUGCGUUCAAUCAGAAUGCAGUUUGCCGUGUGUACGAGUGCCGCCUGAAAACGUGGCGUGUCUGCUCCAGAGAGCCCGAUCGGUUGUAAAACUGUGUCACAAAAUUAUUUUCGUUUACGUUGUGUCGUGCUGCCAACCUUCUGCUUGUAUGGACGGUUGUGGCUUGUACCGCCAACGACAAUGUCCGCCGCCGCCAGGACCUGCGGUGUCGCUCGGUUUGCUGAGAAUCUGCUUUCCUGCUUGUAGGCAUCGCCAGGACUGUUCUGUUGUGAUGUUCCUGGCACGGAACGUGUCGGUAGAUGCACUAGAGCCCUCCCUCGCGUAUCUCGUUCAUUUGUUCCUGUGUCUCUUUCUCAGCUGCUUGCCCGUGGUGUGUGCUCCGAUCGUGUAUCUUGCGUGUCACCAGUGUUGUGCGUGGGUGGCGCUCAUUUCACGUUGGAUUUUCCAGGAGUUAUUUUUUUGCCGUAGUUCCGUUUGCCAGAGUCCUCGACUUGGUCUGCAUUUUUUUGCUACAAAAUUUGCUACAAAAACAUUCUUCACAAUUCCGAAUGCCUUUUCACGCUGUUCUGUUGUACGUGUACCGGUAGCAACAGCAGCCACAGCAUGAGUGGGUUCAGCAAUGGCUGCGCUGAGCAGCGUCGCGUCACACUGCAACUUCACCGCACCGUCCGUUCGAGUAUCGUUGUACAUCGUUUCGGGCAUUGCCGUUGCCAAGGUCCUGCUGACUGGUGGCUUGUGUUGCAAGUCAUUCUCAAGGCCAUUCUUUGGUUACAGCUUUCUUUAAAAAAACAAAACAAAUGGUGGGUCUGAUCUACUCACCUUCCACCGCUUUAGGAGCUGCAUCUGCGCCUUGAUCUUUGAGGGUGGUGGCGUCCCAGCGGAUGCAGAACAUUCGGUCUCCAGGCGAGUCUCUCGCGAACCGUGAAUUCUCCUUCUUUUUUUAAUGACUGUAUUAAAAAAAUCAUUCUUUUCUUGCAAAGCGAUGCUCUGCUCUAAGAUAGGAGACAACGCCAUGCUUUGCCGUCUCAACUCGUAUGACAUCGGCGAUUCGUGUCAAGUCAUACGAUAAGUGUGUUUGUGCGCGUGUGCAACUAUAGUGCUUGUGUGCGUUCUCUUUGACUCAUCACGGUCUUGACUCUUGUU